GGUCGUGGCCUGCUGCUGCUCGCUGCGCUCCCAAAGCUCGUCGCAGUUUGAGUCAAUCACCCAAAGUGUUAACAUCGCGAAGCCCACGCCUGUCCGCUAUUUCGCCUCAUUUUGCAAGAAAUUAACGCAAGGAACCUCCCAAAACCAGACUAAAAAUGUACGGUAAUCGUCAACCAUCAGCAGGAGGGUUCCGCGGUGGACGUCCAGGCGGUGGCGCUGGAGGCGGCGGUGGUGGCUUCCGCGGGGGUGAUCGUCCCUCGGGCGGAUUUGGAGGCGGCGGCGGCUUCGGAGGAGGAGCCAACCGGGGUUCGUUUGGCGAUCGGCAGGCCAACAACGGAGCCAACCUGCGCUCGAUCAAGUGGACCAGCGGCGAUCUGACGCCGUUCGAGAAGAACUUUUACAAGCCGUCGGAGCAGAUUAUGGCCCUGUCGGAGACGGAUUUCAACGCGUACCUGGCCAAGCUGGAGAUUACGCUGAAGGGACGAGAGAUCCCGAGGCCGUGCAUUACGUUUGGGGACUGUGGUCUGCCGGAUUAUAUUCUGGAGGAGACCGUCAAGCAGGGCUUCACUAAGCCGACUGCCAUACAGGCCCAGGGAAUGCCAAUUGCGAUGACUGGCCGCGACAUGGUCGGAAUCGCCCAGACCGGAUCGGGUAAAACGCUAGCGUACGUUGCGCCGGCUUUGGUCCACAUCCAGCACCAGGAAACGGUUCACCGUGGGGAUGGUCCGAUCGCUUUGAUUCUGGCCCCGACACGUGAGUUGGCCCAGCAGAUCCAGCAGGUGGCGAACGAUUUUGGCCAGCGGACCAACACCAACAAUACGUGCGUGUUUGGUGGUGCCCCGAAGGGACCGCAAAUCCGUGAUCUGGAACGCGGAGCGGAGAUUGUGAUUGCCACCCCCGGUCGGUUGAUCGAUUUCCUCGAGCGAGGAAUCACGAACCUGCGACGGUGCACCUACCUGGUGCUUGACGAAGCAGACCGGAUGUUGGACAUGGGCUUCGAGCCUCAAAUACGCAAGAUUAUGGGCCAAAUCCGUCCGGAUCGCCAGGUGCUCAUGUGGUCCGCCACGUGGCCCAAGGAAGUCCGCAACUUGGCGGAGGAAUUCCUCAACGAUUACAUCCAGAUCAACAUCGGUUCGCUGAACCUGUCCGCCAACCACAACAUCCUGCAAAUCGUGGACGUUUGCGAGGACUACGAGAAGGACCAAAAGCUGAUGAAGCUGCUGACGGAAAUCUCGGCCGAGGCCGAAACCAAGACGAUCGUGUUCGUCGAAACCAAGCGCCGCGUCGACGACAUCACCCGCAGCAUCUGCCGGAACGGGUGGCGCGCGGUUUCAAUCCACGGUGACAAGUCCCAACAGGAGCGGGACUACGUACUGAAUGCAUUCCGAAACGGACGCCAGGGCAUCCUGGUGGCCACCGACGUUGCCGCACGUGGGCUGGACGUCGAAGACGUAAAGUUCGUAAUCAAUUACGACUACCCGUCGAACUCGGAAGACUACGUCCACCGCAUCGGACGUACUGGUCGCUCGAACAACACCGGCACCGCGUACACGCUGUUCACCAACUCGAACGCGAACAAGGCGGGCGACCUCAUCAAUGUGCUGCGCGAAGCGAACCAGGUUAUCAACCCGAAGCUGGUCGAGAUGACCAAGCACGGAAUGCGCGGCGGAGGUCGCAGCCGCUACGGCAAUAACAACCGGUACGGCCAGAACCGUCCCCCGCGUGACAACAACGGCUACGGUGGCCAGCGCAACGACGGAGGAAACCGAUUUGGAGCGGGUGGCAACAAGUUCGGCGGUGGAGGUGGUGGUGGAGCAGGCAACGGUUACGGUCAACAGCGCGACCAGGGUAACCGUAUGGCCAACGGAUCGGGACCGCCUCGACCGAGCCGAUUCUCGGCCGCACCUCCCUCGGGGCCGUCCUCGUACGGAGGCUCGAACGGAUCGGCCGGAGGUGGCUACGGAGCCAAGAGCGGUGGCUACCAGAAUGGCGGCGGUGCCAGCAACGGAAGUGCCGCACCCGCCAACGGAUACGGCUCGUACAAACCGUACAGCUCUGCCCCUCCCAGCCAAUCGGCGGCACCGGCUAACGGAGCGGCCCCGUCCUACGGAGCGUACCCACGACCUGCACCUGCAGUAGCGUCCUACCAGUUUUCCUCGAUGCCCCCGCAGGGCGGACAGGCGUUCGCGUUUCCCCCGCCACCAGUGGCCAUGAACUAAAUACCUGCUUUUAUCAUCCCCCUUGACUUUGUGAAAAACCUACACAAAACAUUCUUAUCUCAUUGAUUCUUUUUUGAGAAAUCAAAUAUUUUCAUCCCUAACUCAUACUAGCAGAAUGAACGUGAGUGAAUAUGAUUAGUUUUAACGGAAACAAACAACAACACACACACAUUUACAAAAAAAAAAACAUAAACGGUAAAACUACACAAAAACAAACAAACAAACAUUAGGAUUAAGCGCGUCCUAUUUAUUCAAUUGAUUGUUACUAGCAGGUACCGGUAGAGUGCCACAACAAAAAAAGGAAUAUCAGCGGGGUGUGAGAACUCUUUUACUUUUUCUUUUUUUUGUAAUUACUCGAUACGAUUGAUUACGUAAAUGUGAUAUAUAUAUUUGUAGCACAUAACACCCGUCACCACCCCCCCGUAACAAGAAAUAACUAGCACCUUUCUUGUAUGAAGAGAAAUCAACAUCAAAACAAUGAAUUUUGUAUUUAUUUCGUUCCCAAGUGGAGCCUGCUUCUGCGCGCUAACACGCAGAUCAUCAUAAAUUUUAGAACGAAUGUGAACGACGCGGAAUGAAUUUUUGGAAAAAAAAAACCUGAUUGAAAGUGUGAAUUCUCUUGUGUAGGCAAUAAAAUGAAGCGUAUAUAUUAUAAUAUUCUCUUUAACUCAUUGCUAAACGGAAGCACUGUAUGAUUAAAACUUAAGGUUAAACCGUAACAGACGUGUGCGAGAAACGUGGGUGGGGCGUUGAAUAGCGAAAAGUAUUACAAUACACUACAGGAAAACCCGCGACCCACCCAGUCGCGUGUCGUGCACCUUAACUACGUGUAAAUUUGUCUCCAGAUGUGUGGGCCAAACAGAGGAAGGACAAUUGCGCCUACCAUCUUUUUACUAACAUCCUCCCCCAUAUUGAUUAAAACAUUCUUCUCCCAGCAGAAAAACAGAAAAUGUGUGUGUUGUACGUAGGCAACUCUGAACUGUGUAAUUUGUUUUGCCGGAUGUGAUUUUCGGUCGAAUGAAUGGCUACUGUUUUAGAGUGGAAAUGGAUAUAGUACAAUAAAAGGAUAUCUUAAAAUAA
Messenger RNA from Culex pipiens pallens (northern house mosquito), 3299 nucleotides. RefSeq lists its product as uncharacterized. Lineage: Eukaryota; Metazoa; Arthropoda; Insecta; Diptera; Culicidae. Bases 156 to 2219 code for a protein of 687 amino acids. The record is from RefSeq and is a predicted model, not a curated record. Gene Ontology annotation, molecular function: ATP binding; RNA binding; RNA helicase activity. Gene Ontology annotation, cellular component: ribonucleoprotein complex; nucleus; cytoplasm. The transcript is spliced from 4 exons.